UAUACAAGGGAGCUGUUUAUAAUAAGUUGAGACGUUUCAGAGGUACAUUACUCCCCCAAAAGAGAGGAUGCACAACUGGCAGGAGAACGAGAUCAAAGAACUUCUGACCAUCCGGGGGUCUGAGGCGAUCCGAAACCAGAUCACAGGCACAGUGAAGGACUCUGUAGUUUACAACAGGAUGACCAGACUGCUGGCGGAGAGGGGGGUGUACAGGUCCCACAUGCAGGUCAUCAGUAAAUUAAAGGCGCUGAGGAAGCAAUACCUCAAAUACCACCAGCUGAAGAUCCGCUGCGGGAGCGAUCGAGUCGACUGGCCGUUUUACGAGCAGUGCCACCAGGUCUUCUCCAUCGCCCCCUCUGCAAACCCGGUGAAGCGGCAGCGGAGUCCCACACCCCCGUCUGCAUCCACACCUCCAUCCCCGCCCCCUCCACCACAGCCCGCUAUGGGUGAUGAGCAUCAGGAGGUCGUAGUCAGUCUCUGGGACGAAGUGGAUGACGGAGAGAUCCAGAAACAGCUGGGUCCAGUGGAGGCGGAGGAGGACGAGGAGCAGUACAGCUCAUCAGAACAUUUACAGCCCAUCAUGUGCACCGUUCCAUCAAAGAAAAGGAAAACAACAGUGAUGGAGCAGGUCUCUACGUUGGUGUCGGCGACAGUCACCCAGCUCAAAGAGAUGGACGCCGCCAUGCAAGCUCAGGAGGACGCACGGCUGCAGAGGUUAAUGGACCACGAGAAGGAAAUGCAGAACAGUCUAAUGAGUCAGCUUGUAAACAUGCACGAAAGGAUCAGUCGAGAAAACCACGAGAGACACCUGGAGCUGGUGGACAGGAUACUCUCUAGGUUCCCUUCACCUUCAACACCUUCAGCACCUUCGGACCACUGACCGACUCUUUCUGUGUGAGUGACGGCAGCCUACGACAGGAUUAUUCAGGUUUAGGGAACACUUCUGUCUUUCUCCUCCUCCAGCUGACCAGUGCCUAAACCCACAUUUCUUUUAUUUUCACUGUAUUUCGUAACGAUGUAUGGAAAAAUAAUUAGCUGACAUCAUCUGUCUUUGCCUUUAACCUCAACACAGUUCAUGCUACAGCUCUUCAUGCUCUAUUUUGAUUAGCUGCUCAUACAAUUACUAAUACAAUCACUAACAGCGGAGCUGAGAAGACACAAAUGCAGAGGAACAAUAACAAAACACUAACUUAAAUGGAAUGCACGUUAAUAGUCUACUCUAUUACUAUCAUUGCAUUUUUUUUAAUAGCAGCAAUAUACAAAACAAAUCUAAAUUCAACAAUUAUAAAGCCCAAAUGAUUAAGUCACUUUAAUCGGAUAGCUAGACUAUGAAUUAGUGGAUGUAUAAUUGUGUAGAUAAUAUCAAAACGUACCAAAUAAGUUCAAGACAUGAAUAUUACAUAUUACACCUUUUCUGACUCAACUGACUCAAAUAUUGCUUUAAAAUCAUU
Messenger RNA from Scomber scombrus (Atlantic mackerel), 1451 nucleotides. RefSeq lists its product as uncharacterized. The record is from RefSeq and is a predicted model, not a curated record. NCBI's taxonomy places the organism in Eukaryota, Metazoa, Chordata, Actinopteri, Scombriformes, Scombridae. Gene Ontology annotation, cellular component: nuclear body. The coding region runs from base 68 to 880 and encodes 270 amino acids. Gene Ontology annotation, biological process: positive regulation of DNA-templated transcription. The transcript has 2 exons.